This is a messenger RNA of Medioppia subpectinata, 3078 nucleotides long. The record is from the annotation of a GenBank genome assembly. Lineage: Eukaryota; Metazoa; Arthropoda; Arachnida; Sarcoptiformes; Oppiidae.
AUGAAAUUAUGUGUUAACACACAAAGGCUGUGCAUAUUAUUCAGCAUAAUCAGUGUUCAUCACGUAAUAAACGGUAUAAGACUGGUCAGACUGGAUGUGCCCAAUAAAGUUGACUAUGGUGAUAAUAUACAACUUAACUGUUACUAUGAUCUGCAAAACGAGACAUUAAACGCGGUUAAAUGGUAUAAAGACAAGUAUGAAUUUUACCGAUAUGUGCCCAGACAUAGACCACCGGUUCAGUGGUCACCACUUCAGGGAGUAGAGGUUGACCUGGAUCGGUCUGGUAUGAGCUCGGUGUAUUUAAAAAACAUUACGUUCGCCACUGCCGGGCACUAUAGUUGCGAAGUGUCUACUCGUGGGCCCAGAUUUGCCACAAUUAUUGAGACCAAAAACAUGUCGGUUGUGCUAAACAUGGGCUCCGGGCCCAGGAUUGACGGCUUUCAGUACGGCCCGUACGAGUUGGACAGUUUGGUUGAGCUUAACUGUACGUCAGGUCCCAACAAACAACCCAGAAAAUUGACCUGGUUCAUUAAUGGCCAGUCAGCUCCGAGUGCGUGUGUCCGUAGGACCAGUACAUCGCUCCAGGAUCAGGAAUAUUACACGUGGUUUACAAUCAUCGGAGACUUCAGCGACAAAUAUUUUUAUAUUUCCAAAGUAUUGAGAAUAAUGUCUGUAAAAACGAUACCUUCAUAUACUAUACGGACAAUGCAAUUGUCGGACAGUGAAGAAGUACGAGAAAUAUUAACCUUGGUUGAUUUGCCUCACCAUCCAAACGAAAUUAAACUGAUGAUCAUAACUGAUCCCGAGGGCACAGUUGUCGCUCAAGACAUCACUACAGGUAAAUUGUUGGGCUAUUGUAGUAUUUUAAACCUGUCAUCAGAGCUGUCGUAUGUAUUUGUAUACGCCGUGCGACCAGAGUGUCAGGGAUUAGGCAUCGGAACCGCUCUUUGGGAUAAAGCCAUGAAACGCGUCGGCGAUAGAAAUAUCACACUUCAGGCCUCAGAACCCAAAGUAAUAGAUAUCUACAAAAAUCGACAGAAUUUCACAUUAAUUCCCGAAAGAAGAUUAGUUAUUGCGAGCGGUAAACCUGUGGUCAACGCUUUGAUGGCUAGUAUUACCGGCAUAUGUUUGGUAGACAUGAAUGAUAAGAAUAUCGCGGAUGUGAUUGAAUACGACAAACAGGUCUGCGAUGGACUCGACAGGAGUGUAAUGCUUACAGCACUCAACGGCAGGUUUGAAACUACAAGCCUUGUGGCCAUUAAGCACAGCAAUCAAGUGAUGGGCUAUUGUGUGAUAUUUGAAUUAUUGUCGGGCUCUUUAUUCGUUAUCCCACUUUAUGCCGAUAAUCAACAAAUCGCUGAAUUAUUACUCGGAAAAUGUUUACAACGGAUACCCAAUUGGGAGACCAAAGAAAUAACACUUUCGUAUUGGGAUUCAAACCCAGAAUCAAUAGAAGUAGUAAACAAAUUAGGAUUAAAGCCAAUGCAUGAAUUACAGGCAAUGUUUACAAAGAAGAUCAUUGAUGGUCAGUUGCAUAAAAUAAUAAUGUGUGAGAAAACGAUGCCUUCAUAUACUAUACGGACAAUGCAAUUGUCUGAUUACAAUGAAGUGCGCGAAAUAUUAACCUUGGUUGAUUUGCCUCAACACUCAAACGAAAUUGAAAUGAUGUUCAUAACUGAUCCCGAGGGCACAGUUGUUGCUCAAGACAUCACCACAAGUAAAUUGUUGGGCUACUGUGGUAUUUUAAACCUGUCACCAGAGCUGUCGUAUGUAUUUGUAUACGCCGUGCGACCAGAGUGUCAGGGAUUAGGCAUCGGAACCGCUCUUUGGGAUAAAGCCAUGAAACGCGUCGGCGAUAGAAAUAUCACACUUCAGGCCUCAGAACCCAAAGUAAUAGAUAUCUACAAAAACCGACAAAAGUUUACAUUAAUUCCCGAUAGAAGAUUAGUUAUUGCAAGCGGUAAACCUGUGAUCAACGCUUUGACAGCUAGUAUUCGCGGCAUAAGUUUGGUUGACAUGAAUGAUAAGAAUAUCGCGGAUGUGAUUGAAUACGACAAACAGGUCUGCGAUGGACUCGACAGGACUGUACAGCUCAGGGCACUCGCCAUUCAAUUUAAAACUACAAAUCUUGUGGCCAUUAAUGACAGCAAUCAAGUGAUGGGCUAUUGUUUGAUAUUAGAAUUUUUAUCCGGCACUUUAUUUGUUGCGCCACUUUAUGCCGAUAAUCAACAAAUCGCUGAAUUAUUACUUAAAAAUUGUUUACAACGGAUACCCAAUUGGGAGACCAAAGAGAUAACACUUUCGUAUUGGGAUUCAAACCCAGAAUCAAUAGAAAUCACAAACAAAUUGGAAUUAAAGCCUUUAUAUGAGUUACAGGCAAUGUUUACCAAGAAGAUUAUUGAUGGUCAAUUGCAUAAAAUACUCAAUAAGAACAAAGAGCUGAAAUACCCGGACAAUAGAUUUUAUCUAAUUGACCAUCAAACUUGCAGUUUUAAACUGGCCGUUGAGUGCCCUGAGCUGUGCACUCCUGUCGAGUCCAUCGCAGACCUGUUUGUCGUAUUCAAUCACAUCCGCGAUAUUGCUAUCAUUGAUGUCGACAACAGAUAUGCCAUCAAUAGUAGUGAUCAAAUUGUUGACCACAGGUUUACCGGUCAUAACGAGUCGCCGUCGUUGGGGAACAAAACGAAAAUUAUUGAUGUCUUGAGCGACAACAGUACCUUCCGGAUCAAUAAUAAAAUCAAUGUCAAUUUGAUAACACACUUCCCACACAAAAUUCAGAUGUUAUCUCGAUUUGUUGACUAUCGGCAUAAAGUGGUGCAACAAUUAAAUGACCAUUCACCCCAUCACUUGUUUACUAUCAUUAAUGGCCACAACACCUAUGCUAUUAAACGGCCCGUUGAGUGCCCUGAGCUGUGCACUCCUGUCGAGUCCAUCGCAGACCUGUUUGUCGUAUUCAAUCACAUCCGCGAUAUUCUUAUCAUUCAUGUCAACCAAACUUAUGCCGCGAAUACUAGCCGUCAAUGCGUUGACCACAGUGAUGUGUUGAGCGACAACUGCUCCCUCGGGAUCAGUUGCUAA